Messenger RNA from Aspergillus uvarum CBS 121591, 1321 nucleotides. Its product is annotated as fungal specific transcription factor domain-containing protein. The transcript is spliced from 5 exons. NCBI's taxonomy places the organism in Eukaryota, Fungi, Ascomycota, Eurotiomycetes, Eurotiales, Aspergillaceae. Bases 332 to 1321 code for a protein of 329 amino acids. The record is from RefSeq and is a predicted model, not a curated record.
CUUGAAUGCCCGCACUGCACCAAACCUUGAAGAUAUCGGAGGCCGUCUGCCACUUGCAUGGAUCGCAAACAGAGCAUUAUGUCGAUAAGGUGGAUGAACAUGAUGAAUAUGUAGUAAGUGGUACGUAUACUCGCAAUAUUCCGGAAUCCCGACCAAUCUGAAAGACCCACGACUGUGUGCAUGAGAAGCAUCUGCCAGCCACCAAGCGAAGGGCGGCCGGCUUUGAGGGAUCUCUGCAGGCGAUUUGGCUCAUUCAGCUCCUCGUAGUCGCUCUGCUGUGUGGGCGAAGCGCCCGGAUCAGCCCCCGGGUUCACGGUUCUUCGCCCGCGCCAUGUCUUUGAUGCCUGACCAUGCGUCCCUGUGGAAGGAUAGCUUGUUGUUGGCGAUAGAGGUACCGGCCCUGGCUAGUCUGUACUUGUAUUCGAUUGACCAAAGGGAAUCCGCACAUAUCGACCUCGGGCAAGCGAUCCGAAUCGCAAAAUACGAGGGCCUACACACUCAGCUGUCCGAGGAGCAGCUGGAGUCUGAGACUGUGGCCCGAUGUCGUGGUCUCUGGUGGACGCUGGCAGGAUACGCGCACGAAAUGGAGGAGAUCAUCCAGAUCCGACUGCGCAAUUCACUGAACACGAUGCCCAGAGGCACGCAGCACAUUACCCUACUAUAUCACCAGUGCGUAAUCGUAGCCACCCGGCCGCUCCUCCUCUCCGCCCUGAUCGACCGCCUCGACACCAACGACUUCCUAACCCUCACCAAGCCCCUCCUGUGCAUCGAGAUCCUUCAGGCACCGACAGUCUUCUCGAUAACUCCACAAAAUCUAGAGGUACUUCUCCUCUACGACCUCGAAUUCACCUACGACGCCGCCAUCCACCUCGCCCUGACCCGAACCCUCUUCCGGAACUCCUCACCACUUCCCACCACACAAGAAGGUAACAGUCCCAGUCCCAGUCCCAGCCAGCAAGCCCACUCCAUCCUCGACGCGAUGAUCUACCACGGAAACCGCAUCGCUCACGCCCGGAAGGAAGGGCUGGUGCACCUCGAGCGGCUGCUGGAGGAGGUGGCCGUGUUGAUGUUCCCGGCGGGGAUAAUGCAAGGGGGGGAUGAUUACUCCACCACCGCCGCCGCGGGUGGGCUGGUGGGGUACGGCGACGGGGUGGCCGGGGAAGAGGAGCUUAGUGGUCCGUCGUUGGCGGCGAUGGGGGAUCCGCAGCUGGCGAACGUGGAGUUUCUAGAGCAGAUCGGGAUCUCGUCCGUGGAGUUCUUGUCCAUCGUGGCGCAGAUAGGGCCUUUAGACGGGGCAGAGGGUGGGUUCGGGGGGGAGUGA